AAGCAAGGCUCUAGGCUUGACAAAUUUUCUAUGCACAAUUGGUUUGAACAGCAACAUAUGCUAGAAUAUUCUCCUCUCUAAAGCUGUGCCACACCAGAUGCAUAUAAUUAUACAGGGGCUUGGUUCAGUAUUAUGAACCAGUUAGCUAUGUCUUUCCCAGGCUCUCCACUGUGACCUGGUGCGUACCUAUGAGGUUGCAGCAAUCAACUUAGAGAUGGACAACAUGAACAACAACGCAGUCCACAUUGCCGCAAUGAAAGGCAGGGAAGACAUCUUCAAGGCCCUGCUACCUGCAGCCCCUGAAAGGAUUAUUGCUGUACUCACCAAGAAAAAUGGAGAGGGGAAAACCCCACUCCAAUUGGCGGUUGACAAAGGCAACUCUGGUCUGUUUGAGACUCUGCCAGCCAAGAACACAGAGUUCCGUGAGGCAUGGAAGGUCCACAAUGACGCCCUCCUCCUGUAUGCCUGUGUCCAUGGUGGUGUGGAGAGUGUGGCUGCUAUCAUGGCACUCAACAGCUCUGCUCAGAUACGCAGUCCAAAGGGUCGGACUCCCCUAUCGUGUGCAGCUGAGGCUGGUAAUGAUGACAUCGUUGGAUUCCUGUUGUCGUGUACAGUGACCACCAGUGAGGGAAGAAUACUCUCAACCUCUCCUGAAGGCAGUGGAGUCCCUGAGUAUAAUCCUCUGCUGCUGGCAGCCAAGAAUGGCCAUGCCAAGGUAUGUCGGAGGCUCCUGGACAAAGGAGCCAGUGUCAACACACCACGAGACAGCAAGACCAAUUUUACCCCUCUCAUGGUAGCCAUUGAUGAGGGGAACAGGGAAGUAGUGAUCACGAUUCUGUCGGAUGAGGCCCAGGGACUGGAGGCGAUGAGGGUGUGUGUGGAGAAACCGAGGCUGUGUGAAGAUGACGAGGGAGAGACACAGAUUGAGAUCACCACUCCCAUGAGGAUGCUCAUUGAGGAGAUGCAAGAUGUGGCAGAGUGGAUGAUGAAUCGCAGCAUCUACUGCUGCAGUGGUGAUCAAGGAGAGGAGAGUGGGGAAAGCCCCGUCGUUGAAUACUCAUUUCAGUUCCUCGAAGACUUCCAGGAGGAAAAAUACAGACUUCCGUUACUUACCGCAAGUGCGUCGUCGUUGCUUGGACUGAGGAUAGGAAGUGACAGGACAAGGUAUACAUCCCCAGUUCCUGGACCAGUUAGUCUCGAUCUCGGGAACGGGAAGGAGGAGACAGGGGACGAGGGAGGGAAGAAACCAGAGGAGGUGGAGUCAGCACUGGUGACCACAACUACAACACCUGUUGCCACAGUGACUAUCCAAGCUACUGCUAAGGAAAUGGACAAUAUAUUUGAGCAUUCCUCCUCCGGUACCUCUGGUCCCUCUGGCAUGCCAGAUGAGGUGGCAGAGGCCGAGGGGCUACUCACCAACCCAGGCCACACAACCACCAACAAAUGGGGACCGAUCCUCUACAACAGGGACCACCACCCCCUGCACAUUAUGGUGAAGCACAAGAGAGCAGAGCUACUGAGACAUCCCCUGGUGUCCAGGCUCCUGGAGUACAAGUGGAGGAAGGUGGCCCUCCCCCUGUUCCUGGCCUACAUCGCCCUCUACAUCCUCUUCCUCCUCCUCCUAACUCUGUUUGCCAUCCUGUCGCCCAGACCUUCUCCCAGUGGAGACACAUGUGUGUUGGAGUUUCAUGACUCAGGAACUAACGCCAACAAGACAAAUGGAACUUGCAAUGGUCUGAAGGAAUCCACAGAGAGCUACCUGAGGGGCAGUGCAGUGUUUCUCAUCCUCCUAAGCCUCUUCUAUCUGUCCAUAGAGACUGUCCAGGUCCUCCGUCGCAGGAAACAGUACCUCACAGAGGGAGAGAACUACAUACAAGUCCUCACCUUCCUCUUCUCCAUGAUCUUUGUGUCUGGCUUUGGCAACGAGUGUUGGUGUGCCCCCUCAUGGCAGUGGCAGUUUGGAGCCCUCGCCCUAUUCCUGGCCUGGUUCAACCUGGUCAUUCUACUGAAGGACAUGCCGUUCACUGGGAUCCCCAUAAACAUGCUGUUUAAUAUCUGCCUGACGUUUGUGGGACUCGUGUUUCUCCCCGUCCUACUCAUCAUCUCGUUUGCCCUGCCCUUCUACAUGCUGUUUGUGAGAGAUGUUGAGUCAGUGGAUGGUGAUGUAGGGCCAUUGACAGCCUUCUGGAACCCAGCUCGUGCCAUUGCCAAGACUGUCAUGCAGACUGUCGGAGAGCUAGACUUUGAAACAAUCUUUAACGAUGGGAACCUCCUCUAUUCCCCCACAGCAUACCUCCUGUUCUUCACGUUUGUUGUUAUCAUGCCGGUUCUCUUCAGUAACCUACUGGUUGGUCUGGCAGUGGGUGACACUGCGGAGGAGAAAGAAAAGGCCACGUUCACACGAACCAGACUCCAGGUUGAGUUUAUCCUGGAGCUGGAGGCCAUGUCUGUCUUUCUCAGAGGACAGAUGAGACCUCCCGACAACAGACGCCGCAACUGGAAAAAGGUUGGUAGCUAUAAUAUAUUUUUUCAGAUUACAAUGUGUGUCAUGAUGAAACAAUAGAUGAGCAGAAUCCGUAAGAUGUAUCUGAGUAUGAUGGGACUCAGUUAUAGAACACAAGUGGAGCUGGUAAAAGAGCUACGUGAAAAGGACGAGGAUUUCAUAGACUCUGCACUAAAAGAGAAAGGCCCAACACAUGAGCUCCAGAUGAAGGUGGAAGGUUUGGGCGUAAAGACGGUGAAGGUGGACGAGGAUGUGAGAGUUAUGAGGGAGGAGGUGGGAGGGGUGGAGAGGAAGCUGGGGGACAGGCUCCAGGCAGUGGAGAAGAGUCUCUCUGAGCUCAAGGUUCUCCUGGAGCAACUGGUCAAGUCCAUGACUGCAUCCAGAGAAGAGUAGAGAUUAGACAGACAGUGUGUGUUCUAAUAUAUAGCAGCAAUAAGUAGACGUGUGUUUUGAAAGCAUGGCGUGUAUAUAAUUAUGAUCCCCUGCGUUUUAAUCAAAGAGUAUUGGACAAAAAGUGUGCAUGUAUGCACUAUGACUAGCUAUAGGCAACAAGAACAAGAACUUUCG
Messenger RNA from Geodia barretti, 3070 nucleotides. The record is from the annotation of a GenBank genome assembly. NCBI's taxonomy places the organism in Eukaryota, Metazoa, Porifera, Demospongiae, Tetractinellida, Geodiidae.